Amphiprion ocellaris (clown anemonefish) is the source of this 5938-nucleotide messenger RNA. It is a transcript of the gene slc1a7b, whose product is annotated as solute carrier family 1 member 7b. Lineage: Eukaryota; Metazoa; Chordata; Actinopteri; Pomacentridae. Gene Ontology annotation, cellular component: plasma membrane. The transcript is spliced from 11 exons. Bases 193 to 1929 code for a protein of 578 amino acids. Gene Ontology annotation, biological process: L-glutamate transmembrane transport. Gene Ontology annotation, molecular function: glutamate:sodium symporter activity; neutral L-amino acid transmembrane transporter activity; L-glutamate transmembrane transporter activity. The record is from RefSeq and is a predicted model, not a curated record.
GCUACGACGAGCGGGAUGCUGAGCCCAAAGGUGUUUUAGCCACAGGACUGGAUAUUUCACGUAGCUUCCUGUCCUGUCCUGGAGCUUUUUCUUCACUUUGUUUUUCACUUUGGCUUUCGUCCUCACACCUGGAUUUUAAGGCUUUGGGUUUAUGGGUUGCUGAGGAGGAGGAGGCAGGACAGGUGACUCACGAUGGCCGUGGCUCUGGAUGCAGUGUGGGUGAGGGUGAAGAACGUCUGCAAGCAGAAUGGGCUCCUCAUCAUGUCGGUGCUGGCUGUGGUCAUUGGGUGUCUUUUGGGCUUCUUCCUGAGGACACGGCGGCUCACAGAGCAGGAGGUGAAGUACUUCCAGUUUCCUGGAGAGCUGCUGAUGAGGAUGCUGAAGAUGCUCAUCCUCCCUCUCGUCGUGUCCAGUUUGAUGUCGGGACUGGCAGCCCUUGAUGCCAAGUGUUCCAGUAGGCUCGGUCUGAUCACAGUGUCUUAUUACCUGUGGACCACCUUUGUGGCUGUGAUCGUUGGGAUCAUCAUGGUCUCCAUCAUCCACCCAGGAGGUGCAGCACAAAAAGAAGACUCAGAGGACAGCGGCAAGCCCAUCAUGAGUUCUGCUGAUGCUCUGCUGGACCUGAUCCGCAACAUGUUCCCAUCCAAUCUGGUGCAGGCCACAUUUCAGCAGUAUCGAACGAACAGCGAGUACAUUGUAAAACCCAAGCCAACGGUGAGUCAGGCCCGAUCAGAGUCCACCACACGGAGAGCGCUCAUUUACGGCAUCCAGGACGAUAAUGGAACAGAUAUCCAGAACUUUGCUCUUGACCUGACGCCACCUCCAGAUGUGUUCAUUCGAACUCGAGAAGGAACAAGUGAUGGAAUGAACGUCCUUGGGAUUGUUAUUUUCUCAGCCACUAUGGGUAUUAUGUUGGGAAGGAUGGGGCCAAAUGGCAGCGCCUUGGUGAAUUUCUGCCAGAGUCUGAAUGAGGCUGUCCUAAGAAUUGUUGCCAUUGUUAUAUGGUACUUUCCAUUCGGCAUUGUUUUCCUGGUGGCUGGUAAGAUUCUGGAGAUGAGCGACCCGUCUGCCAUGGGGAAGAAGCUCGGUUUCUACGCCGUCACCGUGGUGUUUGGUCUGGUGUUGCAUGGCUUGUUCAUACUGCCUGCCAUGUACUUCUUCAUCACCAAAAAGAGCCCCAUCGUUUACAUACGGGGAAUCCUGCAAGCCCUCCUCAUCGCCCUGGCAACCUCCUCCAGCUCUGCCACUUUGCCUAUAACUUUCAAGUGCCUUUUGGAGAACAACCACAUCGACCGCCGCAUCAUCCGUUUCGUGUUACCAGUGGGCGCCACCAUCAACAUGGACGGCACCGCUCUCUAUGAGGCUGUGGCGGCAAUUUUCAUCGCACAAGUUAAUAAUUAUGAACUGGAUUUUGGCCAGAUCAUCACCAUCAGCAUCACAGCCACCGCAGCCAGCAUCGGUGCAGCAGGUAUACCACAGGCUGGACUGGUCACCAUGGUAAUAGUGCUAACUUCCGUAGGGUUGCCGACUGAUGACAUCACACUCAUCAUUGCAGUAGACUGGGCUUUAGACAGGUUCCGCACCAUGGUGAAUGUAAUGGGGGAUGCUUUGGCCACAGGCAUCAUGGCACACAUCUGCAGGAAGGACUUCAUCAAAGAGGGAGAUGGGGUGCCUUUGAUCUGUGAGACCAAAACGGCAAUGAGCACCCCACCUCUGAUGAACUGCCACAACAAGAACGGCAACUACCGGCCUCCUUCCUCAGGGGUCAAACAUGAGCUCGUCCCUCCCGACGUGGCCCGACUCAUGCAGCUGGAGGAAGGCGUUCGGCCACUUUCAGACAGAAAGAAGCCUCCGGUUCCUCCGAGGCACCUAAAGAAGAGCAAAGAACACUGCACCAUUGACAUGAAUGGCCUUGAGACUAACGUAUAGCCUCCUCAUGGAGUUUGGUGGAUCGUCUGUGUAGUUGUGAUGAUGACGGGGACAAAGGACACCCGUGCAAUUUGGAGAAGCUCGUCUUCGUCUCUCAGCUUAUUGCAGUCAGAACGUUUCCAUGAUGAAGCGUCCUGAAAACUACGAGGAGCAUCUGAAUUCAAAGCAGUUGAUUAGCAGCAGCAAAACAAGACUGAACAGUGACAGUGGUUUCAUGAUUUCAAUCGCAAAACUGACCCUUGUUCUGGACUUGCAGGAUGAUCUCACACUGAAGACUCUGAACAUAGGUGCGAGCACUAGCUAUCAAUUAGCUGAUUUUUAUUUGAUAUCUACAUUUUAUAUGAUUUCUAAGUUUUUCUUGUCAGUGUGCAACAUGUUACUAAGACAAGUGUUUAUUAUGUUUUAUACUUCUGUACUGCAAGCAGCCACGUGUUUGUGUCGCAACAGACAAGACAGGAUUGGAUGAGCUGAGAGAUCAGGAGGCAAAGUGAAAUGCCCUAACUGUUUAAUUUUGCCUUAACAACGCUGGUGGUGCUAGGCUAACGGUGAUGAUGGGAGAAGAAGCAGCGAAGCAAAAGAUCGGAAACUUCUCUUUGCCCCGCGGUCACGUUUGACGUGGGCAAAACAGAGAUUCGAAUGGUUUCAUUUAUUUGAACAGUCACAGGAGCACUUGAUUUAAUUAAGCUUUCUGGUACAUGAGCCUACAAACAACCACUGGCAGUUUACUUUAAGUGUUUGUUAGUUGACUCCACGUCAAACAGGAGAUCUUAACUUUUCUACAUCCAUAAAACAUGAGGUUACUUUCCAGCUUUUGCAUUUCUACUGCAUUUAUUGAUGUAAUCUUAUUCCAUUGAUGCACUGAAGUAAUUUAGUUAAAGGAUCGGUUCAGAUCCUCCUCGUGUCUAUGAUGGAUCUCAGUGACUCCAACCAAUGGAGGAUGAUAAUCGAGUUUAGUGAAAGCUGAUUUUAGACUUAUCAGUCUGAUUUGGCUGGUUGUAUUCUUUUAUUUCUGAAUUACUAACUGGUCAAUGGCCAUGUUUCUGUAACAUAAUUUUAUGUGCAUUUUCAAGUAUUUAAUUAGAAAAGGUUGAUGGAAAUAGGAAAAUUGGAAAAACUUAAAUUUUGUAGUCACUUGAGGUAGUUUGACUUUUUCAUUAAAGAGGUAAUGCUUCAUAGAAGAUGGAAACACCUUUUUGAACAUGUUUUGACAAACCAAACAUUUACCUUUACAUGACUGAUCAGUUGUUUCUGCAUCUCUAGUUUUUUUCAUGUCCAGAGAGCAUGAAACACAGCUGAUAAUAGCUGACAUGCAAGAGUAAUUACAACUUGCCCCAUUGAAAACAACUCCUGAAUACCUCUCUACAUUUUCAUGUCACAGGAGGACAAGGCAACUGGUUUUACUUAUUUCUUGUUCAAGUGUUUUUUAACAGUUGCAACCAUGUGUAACACAACCUACACCACAACCUUCGGAAGACACAAUACAGCUUGGUUUAUAUGCUUCAACACCGUUAAUUGAAGCAGGCAUGAAUGACAUUUGAUGCAAUUAAAUUUUCCUCAGAACACAAUAUUUUAUGUCUCUGGUGCAUCAAACGCUGGCUGAGGGAUUUUUUCAAACUGUUUGGUCAACUUCAAACUGACAUAUCAACUUACUCUGAAAAUUCGUCAUGCCGUUCGCACCACUCACCGAAAAUUCUGCAUAUAAUUGCACCAACUUGCGUCUUUUCUUUGACUUCAUAAAUAAUAACCAUAAAUAACCACGUCUAACAUUUGCUCCAUCUGAACACACCUCUAAAGUUUUACCACGGUAGAAAGCGACAACUUAAUGGCUGGUCUGAGCAGAUCAGGAGUUUUUAACAGCAUUUAAAUAUUGUUAAAAGACAGACGAACAAAUCUGAACCUAUCCUUCAAAUAUAAAUGGUUACUCAACAGUACGUUCCCCUCUUGUCAUAUAAAGGUGCAUUUUACCCUGUCAAAUACUAGGUUUUGUAUAUUGCCAUUUCACUGUGUUGUCACCACCUUGCAAAGCAACUGCCAGAGAUUUCAGUGCACUUCUCAACACAUAGUAUUUGUCUCAUGGGAAGAAAACACAUUCUGAGAUGUGUUUUAUUCUUGUCUCAACCAUAUCUGUUUUUUUCUUUUUUUUUAUUAUAUGUCACGUGCAGAAGCCACAUAUAGGAGGCAAAUGAGAAUUGAUUAGUGACACUGUGUAGGAGAACCUGCAGAAACACUGCUCAAUUAGAAAAUGCACAGACUUCUGAAGCCUUUUCAAAUAAUUUAUUGCUGUGUUCAAUGGCUGCAUACUGUAUGUGAAAAUACAAUACUGAUGUAUAUGAAACUGGCACUGUAUUCAUAGCAACAUAGUGAGUGUUAUAGGAGCAUUUUCAAUGUCAAUAUAAAAAUAAUGGAUCUCUAUUUAGAAAACAAGAGCAGACUGAAGGAGCAGCUUGGACUGAAGCUUCAGAUAUGUUGAUGUUGCUUUUGUCUUUGGAAUAUUACAUGUACAAGCACAUAAUGAAAUAAUUACAGAAAAGCACUGAUGUACAUGUUUAUCCACGCACUAAAAGUACAGAGAAUUAAGGGCCAAGGUUGCAUUUUUUAUGUUUUUAAGUUUUGACCACAGACUGUAUAAAAAGAUGGAUGUAUCCACGGUAAUGUCACACAUUAGUUUGUGAACUAUAGUUUUAAAGAUUUUGUUAUCAUGUUGGUUUUUUAAAAUACUGUACAGCUCCACCCUAACACAUACCCAGCUUUAUAUUUUAAUUAACUCGAAAUGCAACCAUAAACAAUGCUGUAUUGAAGGUGACUUGAAGCUAGUAAAUGAGAAAAUAAAUCUUUAACUGAUAACAAAUCAGUUGAGAAAUAGGGUCAAAAGACAUGUUUCCAUAUGUCUGUUAAGUAAAAUUUAAAAUGAACUUUUGAAAAAUUGUUAAAAAAAAUGCUCAUUGGGCUUGUUUCUAUUAUCAGCUUUGGAGCGAUUAAACUAGGCUGCAUACUGUGGUCAAAAGGUGGCGCUAUAUAUGUCACACAAGGCUGUCAUAAACCGAAUAGAAGAAGUUGCCAAAACUAGCUGUUUACCAACCACUAAAAAACCCUGAAGAAGAAAAAAACAACCAAAAUAAUCUUUGGCCAUCUGCCAGAGAAAAAUGGAGAGAAGGCUUCAGGAAUAGUUUUAAAUGGAGGAAUUUGUAGACAUUGUUUCAUAUUAGCUGAUAUCGGCCAUGUUUCAUGCUGUCCAACGAUCAACACAAUGAAUGUCGUGAUAAGAGCUGAUCAGUUAAGUGAGUUAAAUGUUUGCUAUGCCAGAGUGUAUUCAAAAAAGGUGUGUACAUGCCCAAUCAAGUGCAUAAAAGAUUUUUAAAAAAAAGCACCUUAAAUAAGUAAAACUUUUUGCAAAAUUGAGGGAAUUUGUAAUGUGUAAAAAAUAUAAUUAAAACGUGGCUACUUUCUUGUAGACGUCAGUACGAUCAGAUUUCCUUUUGCAAACAAAGGAGUCACCCCCUGCUGACCAUCAGAAACAAUGCAGAUUUAAGGCACUUGUGCGUUGGCUUCACUUUCCAGACUCGGAGGCUACAUCCAUCUUUUACAUACAAUCUGUGGUUUGGAUUGGUUUUAUUCUGGUGAAGUAGCAAGUCUAAGACGUCCAAUCAAAAUGAUGCAUGUAUUGGCAAAUGUUUUAUAAGGAAGGAAGGAAGGAAACACAUUCAAAACAUUAUUUAGGUUUCAAAGAUGUGCUUUGGUUACUAAAAUGGAACACGAACAAAAUGUUUGACUGAUUGAAAACUCCACAGGACACCUUUCAUUUGUAUUCUACAAGGGAUAAGCAGACUUCACCAGUAACAGUAAAAACACAAUUCCAGAAUACAAUUUCAGUUUCUAUAUUUACUAAAAGGCCCAGAUUAUGCUUGCUAUAAUGAGGACUUCAGGGAUUGGAUCUUGAAAGCUUUUCCAAGGUUUUGCUUUUUGUUAUUCUUUUUUAAAUAUAAUUGCCUUCACCAAGGAAUUCAUGUUU